AUGGUUGACGAUGCGGCCCUCGCCGCUGCGGCUGCGAUUGUCGCUUCGAUAGCCCCAGAUACCCGACCGCCUAAUUCGAUACCGGUUGGCGUAGCUUCCCAGGUGCAACUCCCAGGACCAGAUACUCCCGCCAAGCGUAAGCUUGAAUUGGAGCUUCAAAACCUCGCUUUGCGUGUCGGAAAGCUCGAGAGCCAGGCCUCAGCUGCCUCUCCCUUUCCAGAAACGCCCAACGAGGUUAUUGAUACUCUUUUUGGCGAAGAGGCUCUUACGGUGGCGGCUCGCCCCAAGCCUAAAGUCUUUCACGCCCAAGGUAGCCUGCACACUCCGCAUCUGCCAUCUUAUCAGCUGACCGAAGAAGCCCUCGAAGGACUUCGAGAACAUGUGGACGAUCAGUCCAAGUUGCUCGACAGUCAGCGCCAGGAGCUCGCGGGUGUUAAUGCCCAGCUGAUGGAGCAGAAGCAGCUGCAAGAGCGAGCCCUCGAGAUACUCGAGCAGGAACGUAUUGCUACCUUGGAGCGUGAGCUCUGGAAGCACCAAAAGGCCAACGAAGCAUUCCAAAAGGCUCUGCGAGAAAUCGGCGAGAUCGUUACCGCUGUUGCUCGUGGUGAUUUGACCAUGAAGGUUCGCAUGAACACUGUUGAAAUGGACCCGGAAAUUACAACAUUCAAACGUACUAUCAACGCUAUGAUGGAUCAGCUGCAAAUAUUUGCUAGCGAAGUCUCGCGAGUGGCUCGUGAAGUCGGUACCGAAGGUUUGCUGGGCGGUCAAGCCCGCAUUGGUGGUGUUGAUGGAACAUGGAAAGAACUGACUGACAAUGUGAACGUUAUGGCCCAAAAUUUGACCGAUCAAGUGCGAGAAAUUGCAUCUGUUACAACCGCCGUAGCCAAUGGCGACCUGACCAAAAAGAUCGAAAAACCUGCCCGGGGCGAGAUAUUACAACUACAACAAACCAUCAACACCAUGGUAGAUCAACUACGAACGUUUGCUUCUGAAGUCACCCGUGUAGCAAGAGAUGUCGGAACUGAAGGCAUGCUAGGCGGGCAAGCCGAUGUUGGGGGAGUGCAGGGCAUGUGGAACGAUCUCACUGUCAACGUCAACGCCAUGGCCAACAAUUUGACGACUCAAGUGCGCGACAUUAUCAAGGUUACCACAGCUGUCGCCAAGGGAGACCUGACCCAAAAGGUUCAAGCCGACUGCAGGGGAGAGAUUUUCGAGCUCAAGUCGACCAUCAACUCCAUGGUUGACCAACUGCAACAAUUUGCUCGUGAGGUAACGAAAAUUGCCCGUGAAGUCGGCACAGAAGGACGCUUGGGAGGUCAAGCUACAGUGCACGAUGUUGAAGGUACCUGGAGAGAUCUGACGGAGAAUGUCAACGGCAUGGCCAUGAACUUGACCACUCAAGUGCGAGAAAUUGCCAAGGUCACCACUGCGGUCGCCAAGGGUGACUUGACAAAGAAGAUUGGGGUCGAGGUCAAGGGUGAAAUCGCGGAGCUGAAGAACACCAUCAACCUGAUGGUGGACCGACUUGGUACAUUCGCUGUUGAAGUGAGCAAGGUGGCCAGGGAAGUAGGCACGGAUGGAACCCUUGGUGGACAGGCUCAAGUAGCCAACGUUGAAGGCAAAUGGAGGGAUCUCACAGAAAACGUCAACACGAUGGCAUCAAAUCUCACCGCUCAGGUCAGGAGUAUUUCGACCGUCACACAAGCCAUUGCGAACGGCGAUAUGAGCCAGAAGAUCAAAGUCGAAGCAAAUGGAGAAAUACAAGUACUGAAAGAAACCAUCAACAACAUGGUUGACCGUUUGUCUAGCUUCUGCUAUGAAGUGCAACGAGUCGCCAAAGAUGUGGGCGUGGAUGGAAAGAUGGGCGCUCAAGCCGACGUGGGCGGUCUGGAUGGUCGCUGGAAAGAAAUCACAACAGAUGUCAACACCAUGGCUAGCAAUUUGACAACACAAGUGCGCGCCUUCUCAGAUAUAACUAACCUAGCCACGGAUGGAGACUUCACCAAACUUGUCGAUGUAGAGGCAUCAGGCGAGAUGGACGAGCUCAAACGAAAGAUCAACCAGAUGAUUUCAAACCUGCGUGAUUCUAUUCAGCGCAACACUCAAGCCAGAGAAGCUGCCGAACUUGCCAAUAAGACCAAGUCCGAAUUCCUGGCCAACAUGUCUCACGAAAUCCGAACACCGAUGAACGGCAUUAUAGGAAUGACCCAACUUACAUUAGACACCGACCUGACUCAAUAUCAGAGGGAGAUGCUUAACAUUGUCAAUAAUCUUGCCAACAGCCUCCUGACGAUCAUUGACGACAUUUUGGAUCUUUCCAAAAUCGAGGCUCGGCGAAUGGUGAUCGAAGAAAUCCCCUACACAUUGCGAGGAACUGUCUUCAACGCCCUCAAGACUCUUGCCGUCAAGGCAAACGAGAAGUUUUUGGACCUCACCUACAUGGUCGACAGCUCUGUGCCAGAUUAUGUUAUUGGUGAUUCUUUCCGUCUCAGACAAAUCAUCCUUAACCUUGUUGGCAAUGCUAUCAAGUUCACAGAGCAUGGUGAGGUCAGCCUAACAAUCAAAGAGAGCAUGGGACAAAGCCACGUCCGACCUGGUGAAUAUGCGGUUGAGUUUGUCGUGCAAGAUACGGGCAUAGGAAUUGCUCAGGAUAAACUGGAUCUGAUUUUCGACACAUUCCAACAAGCGGAUGGUUCCAUGACUCGCAAGUUUGGUGGGACCGGUCUAGGUCUGUCCAUUUCGAAGCGACUUGUCAAUCUCAUGGGUGGUGAUCUUUGGGUCAAUAGUCAGCAUGGCAAGGGCAGCGAAUUCCACUUUACAUGCCUGGUCAAACUCGCCCCCGACGACGCCGCUUUGAUCGAGCAACAGAUCCGCCCAUACCGAGGUCACCAGGUGCUAUUUGUCGACAAGGCACAAUCUCAGAACGCUGCGUCGAUCAAGCCCAUGCUGGAGAAGAUUGGCCUCAAGCCUGUUGUUGUUGAUUCAGAGAAGAGCCCUGCCUUGGCCCGCCUGCAUACCGGUGGCUCCCUUCCCUAUGAUGCUAUCCUAGUUGAUUCUAUCGACACUGCGAGAAGGUUAAGAGCUGUGGAUGAUUUCAAGUAUCUACCUAUCGUUCUGCUCGCGCCUGUUGUUCACGUUAGCUUGAAGUCGUGCUUGGAUUUGGGAAUCACGUCGUACAUGACGACGCCGUGCAAACUCAUCGACCUAGGAAACGGCAUGAUCCCUGCUCUUGAAAACCGAGCUACCCCCUCACUCGCCGAUAACACCAAGUCUUUCGAAAUUCUGCUUGCUGAGGACAACACUGUCAAUCAGCGAUUAGCAGUCAAGAUCCUCGAGAAAUACCACCAUGUGGUGACCGUGGUAGGCAACGGUUGGGAAGCCGUCAAAGCUGUUCAAAGCAAGAAGUUUGAUGUCAUUCUUAUGGAUGUUCAAAUGCCAAUCAUGGGAGGUUUCGAGGCCACUGGCAAGAUUCGAGAGUAUGAGCGUGGCAUAGGAAGCCACCGCACACCUAUCAUUGCUCUCACGGCCCACGCCAUGAUGGGCGAUCGAGAGAAGUGCAUUCAAGCUCAAAUGGACGAGUAUUUGUCCAAACCUUUACAGCAAAACCAUCUCAUCCAGACCAUCCUCAAGUGUGCUACUCUUGGUGGCCCAUUGCUUGAGAAGAACCGUGAACGCGAGCUGGCGCUGCACGCCGAAACGAAAUCGAAGCACAAGGAGGGAGGCCAGGGUUUGCUGCGACCGACACUUGAGAGUCGAGCUUUCACAAGUCGAGAGCCUCUCCUGGGCAAUGGCAAGGAGAGUCCUGCCAUUAUUGCACCUGACGAGGAUCCCAUGGCAAGAGCACGUCUUGACCUUUCUGAUAUGAGAAGUCUGACCAACUAA
Messenger RNA from Fusarium pseudograminearum CS3096, 3882 nucleotides. RefSeq lists its product as uncharacterized. The coding region runs from base 1 to 3882 and encodes 1293 amino acids. The record is from RefSeq and is a predicted model, not a curated record. Lineage: Eukaryota; Fungi; Ascomycota; Sordariomycetes; Hypocreales; Nectriaceae. Gene Ontology annotation, cellular component: membrane. Gene Ontology annotation, biological process: phosphorelay signal transduction system; phosphorylation; cellular hyperosmotic response. The transcript has 6 exons. Gene Ontology annotation, molecular function: phosphorelay sensor kinase activity.